Messenger RNA from Condylostylus longicornis, 2127 nucleotides. RefSeq names its product NF-kappa-B essential modulator (gene key). The coding region runs from base 235 to 1833 and encodes 532 amino acids. Gene Ontology annotation, molecular function: K63-linked polyubiquitin modification-dependent protein binding. The record is from RefSeq and is a predicted model, not a curated record. Gene Ontology annotation, cellular component: nucleus; cytoplasm. Gene Ontology annotation, biological process: regulation of canonical NF-kappaB signal transduction. The transcript is spliced from 9 exons. Lineage: Eukaryota; Metazoa; Arthropoda; Insecta; Diptera; Dolichopodidae.
UCAGCAAAUGUUAUUUAUUUCGUAUUACCUAAUUAAAUUUUCCUCUCCCUGUAAUAGUGUAAUGUGGUUAUUAAUAUACAUAUUAUACUUAAACUAAAAACAAAGCCAGUGUAAUUUAUUUAUAGAUGUUUGACAGCAUAACUAUUGUGUGAUAAUACUUGCGAAUCGAUUUCAUAUUAGGGGACUCACUGCAUUAAAUAGAUUUGUUAAAAAACCUUAAUAAAAAAAUUUGAUAUGGCUGAUGAAAAUGACGAAGAAUCUUUUGUAAUAUUAGGAACAUCGCCUACAGGCUUAAGUUCAUAUAAAUCUGAAAAUAGUGAAAAUAAUUUUCGAAGCAAUUUCUCGUCAAUAAACGGAAUUACUGGUAAUGAACUUGAUGGAAAUGUCUCAGAUGCCAGCGUCGCAAAAUACAGUUUUAUUGACGAUUAUCAACCCCAAAUAAGUGCAAGUAAAUCAAACAUAGAGCCAGCCAAUUCCAACAAUUGGCCUGUAUUAGAGCAAAACCAAAAUUUACAUACAUCUAGUCAUAAUAAAUCAGAAGAUAACAGUAAUGUUAGAAGUCCUUCGUUAAACCAUACAAAUUCAGAUGUAACAAAAAGUACUAAAGCGUCGUUUGAAGUUGAAAAAAAUAAUAUCUCUUUGGACGGAACCAGAAACCUACCUGCAAAAGAAGGGUCACUUGCAGCCAGUUUUCUAAUGGGUGAUUUGCAUUUAGAUGUGUUAAAGGCUACUCUGCACUCACAAUUCCCAAGUCUUUGCAGUUCUUCUAUUAAAAGCGACGAGUUUAUUAAAUUGCAAAAUGUUUUGGCAGAAUAUAUAGAGUUAAAAGAAACUCUACAAAAAAAUAAUAUUGCGAUGAGGAAGCAUUUUACUACACUUCAGAAAUGGCAAGAGGAAGUUAGAUCACAAAAAGAAGAACAAGCCAAACAAAUUGAAACAUUUCAGGGAAUUGUCACUAAGCUCCGAAAUGAAAAUCUGGAGCUACGAAAAGAGUUAAAUGACAAAAUUGAACAGAUUAAAAUUAAUGAAGAUAUACUGCACAGAGAAAAUGAAGAAAUGGUAAAAAUUAUAUCAUCAAAAACUGCUCAAAUACAGAAUAUGGCGUUUCAAAUUGAAAAGUUAGAACAACAGCAUUUGAAUUCUUUUGAAUACAUUGAAAAAUUGAAAAAUGAGAACGAACUGGAGAAAGACAGUAAAAAAAAGAUGGAAUAUGAAUACAUCCCUAUAUUGGAGCAUAAAAGAAUUGUUAGUGAACUAGAAACAAAACUAUCAGAAGCCGUUGCAAAAAAUUUAGAAUUAGAUGAGUUGAAAGAUAAAUAUUUAGCAGAAAUUAAAUCCUUAAAAGAAAGACUACAUUCAUGUCAGGAAGAAUUGAAAAAUGCGCAACAUGAUAUAAGUAUUUUAAAAAGUAAUGACGAAGAAAGAAAACAACAUUUUGAAAAUUAUCAGAAAGAACGCGAUGAAAUGCGUAAUGAAAUUUCUAUAUUAAAAACUCAAGUAGAGAUUUAUAGUAAAGAUUUUGAAAUGGAGCGAGUUGCACGAGAAAAUUUAGCUGGUGAAAAGGAAAAAGUAUUGACAGAAUUAAGAUUGUUACAAAAACGAAAUCAGGAGCUACUUGAAAGUUCAAAAAAACAUUUUGAAUCCUUAGAAAAUGUAGAGAAGGAUCCUUCUUCAUCACGAAACAACAAUGUGAACAAUGUUAUAUCAGAUGAACAGAGAAAAGAAGAGCAGGUUUUCGAACCAAGUGGCUUUGUUUGCCCUUUGUGCAAUCGGCAAUUUAAAUUAUUACAUGAUCUUCAGACCCAUGUAGAGGAUUGUAUCGACAAUCAGUAAAUGUAUCCUCAUAUAAAAAUUGUUUCUUGUUAAUAUACAUAGUAUUUUAUAAAAAAAAAACAUUGGAAUGUAAAUAACCAAUAGUUUAAUUUUAAAUUUAUUUGGAUAAACACAAUCCUCGUGAUUUUUGUUUUUAAUCUUAGGUUUGGUGCGUUAUAUUUGUUUUUGGACUGAAAACAUUUAACUAUGCGUUAUUAUUUCAUCAAUAAAUAAUUUUCAUAACUACAAAAAUCUACUUUUAUGUAUUAAUUUAUUAAAACUUGAUUUUUAAAAUAAAUAAUCGAAGCAAUGUUA